Molecule: messenger RNA, 3683 nt
Organism: Dermacentor silvarum
Lineage: Eukaryota; Metazoa; Arthropoda; Arachnida; Ixodida; Ixodidae
Product: sucrase-isomaltase, intestinal-like
Biological process (GO): carbohydrate metabolic process
Molecular function (GO): carbohydrate binding; alpha-1,4-glucosidase activity
Source: RefSeq, a predicted model, not a curated record
CGCAUCCUGCCGCCGCGGCUGCGUCCGCGCGCGCUGCCAACGUCGAGGAGGAGUGUGCGCGCUGCUGGUGCUUCUGCCGGCGCGGCGCUGCAACGGCUGCUGGCGCGCGCGUCUCGCUGCUAGCUGCUUUCCCGCGUCGUCGGCAUCGGCGUCGACGUCGGCAGUGCGGAUCGCUCCAUGCGGGCCGUGACGACGCCGCUGUGCGCGUGCAAGUGCAGCCCGUGCUCGUGUUCGUCGUCCCGGCGCUCGAACGAGUACCGCGCCUGGCGUCCGCGCAGCAGGCGCUCGUCGCGAGGCGAGGAUGGAGGACGCUACAGCGAGGAGGAGGACGAGGAAGAGGGCCUGUCUUCGAGCGCCGAAGACGGGACGAGUGCGUCUUCCGCCCUGGCCGGCGGAGGCGUGACGUUCAAGCCGCAGCAGCACCGCAAACGCUGCUGCGACGACGACUUCUCGUCGCUGUCGACGCGGCUGCGCUGCCUGCUGGCCGCCGUCGUCGUGCUCCUCGUGCUCACGGCCGUGUUCGUGCCGCUCUACUACUUCGUCUUCAGGCAGCACCUGGGCCCGCUCUGGAGAGCCCUGUUCGGGACGCGCGUCGCCGAUGCGUCUGGCGGAGCGGAGACCACAGCCGGUGGGAUGGGCAUCUCUACGUUGGAUGAGACGCUGGCGCCCUUUCAGAUGACACCGGCGUGGAAGCCCGAGUGUCCCGAGGCACCAGUGCUGGAGUGGAACCGCUUCGACUGCUUCCCGGAGAAUCCCGACGUGGACGUGCACACGUGCGAGGACCGGGGAUGCUGCUGGGCUGUCACCGACGUCCGAAACGACAAGGACGGCCCUGCUGCCAGGGAACACUACAGGGACCGUGUACCCAAAUGCAUAUUGCCGCUCAACUCUGGCUACCGGAUAGCGGGCCCCGAGGAAUCCUUGUUCGGUGGCUACGAGGUGCCCCUGCAGAGGAUCCCGUCGCCCUCCCGGUACGGAGACGACAUCACGCACUUGAAGGUGCGCGUCCAGAUGCAGACGCCGUAUCGCCUCAGGGUCAAGAUCUACGACUCCUCCGAGGAGCGCUACGAGGUACCGGACCCCGUGAUCCCGGUAGAGAUGGACCUCGGAUCUCCCCUCGUUCACGAAGGGGACGUGCAGAUGUACGCCACGAGCUACAACCUGGACAGUGACCCUUUCAGUUUCCAAGUGCGGCGAACCAAGACUGGCACCGUCAUCUUCGACACAGGUGUUGGUGCGCUGGUGUUCGCGCACCAGUUCCUGCAGAUAUCGGCGCGCCUGCCCAGCGGCCUCGUGUACGGUCUCGGAGAGCAAGUGCAUGACCGAUUCCAGCACGACAUGGGCUGGAGGACGUGGCCCAUAUUCAACAGAGACGCCUUCCCAGAGGACUACUCAAAUCUGUAUGGCUCGCACCCGAUGUACAUGUGCAUCGAGAAGGACAACAACGCUCACGCCGUGCUUCUGCUCAACAGUAAUGCCAUGGAGGUUCAGCUACAGCCAACCCCAGCUGUGACAUUCCGGACCACUGGCGGUGUUCUUGAUUUUUAUUUCUUUAUGGGUCCCACUCCCGAGGAAGUCGUCAGGCAAUACACUGAGGCCGUCGGUCGUCCGUUGAUGCCCCCGUACUGGGCUCUCGGCUUCCACCUGGGCCGCUGGGGUUACCGCACCACCGACUAUGUGCGAGACACGCAGAAGAAGAUGCGAGACAUGAACAUGCCGCAGGAUGUGGCUCACGUGGACAAAGACAUCCUGUACAAGCACCGGCUGUUCACCCUGGACCAGAACAACUUCGCCAAGCUGCCACACCUCGUGAAUGAGUUGCACGGCCGUGGACAGCGCGUCACUGUCGUCAUGGAGCCGGGAGUGGUUGUGCCGCGUGGGGAACCCGGUCCUUACACUCCACUGGAGAGCGGAGAGCGACUCGGAGUGUUCGUCAACGACACCUGGGGCACGCAACCCAUCCAGGGCUUGGGUUGGCCCGGUACCAUCGUGUUUCCUGACUUCGGGAAUCCAGCGACUCAAGCCUGGUGGUCGGAACAACUGCACGAAUUUCACCAGGUCGUGCCUUUCGACGGCCUCUGGAUUACUGCCAAUGAGCCGUCUAACUACGCCAAUGGCUCGAUCAAUGGAUGCCUCCAGGACAAUCUAAAUCAGCCACCGUACAAACCAAAGACGAAAGGGCACCGCCUGUUCGAGCGAACCCUGUGCAUGGACGCUGUACACUGGUUCAAGGGAAACAAGCACCGCCACUACAAUGUCCACAACCUCUACGGGAAGGCCAUGAGCCAAGCAACAGUCAAUGCCCUGAACGCGCUGUCCGGAGGCCGGCGCAGCCUAGUCAUGUCUCGCUCGACGUUCCUGGGCAGUGGUCGCUACGUGGGCCACUGGCUGGGUGACAACGCCAGCCGUUGGCCGGACCUGGGUCACUCUAUCGUCGCCAUGCUCGAGUUUGGCCUCUUCGGCAUACCACUGGUAGGCGCCGACGUAUGCGGGUUUUACGACGAUGCCACUGAAGAACUCUGCUUGCGCUGGAUGCAGCUAGGUAUCUUCUAUCCUCUAGUCCGAAACAACAACGCCAUUGAAAGUACUGCUCAAGACCCGUCGGCGUUCAGCGAAGACUUCCAAGCGGUGGCGCGCAAUGCUCUGAAGCUUCGAUACGAGCUGCUGCCUUUCCUGUACACACUUUUCCACCACGCGCACACCAAGGGCACCACUGUGGCGAGGCCACUCUUUCAUGUGUUUCCGAACGACACGGAGACGUAUGAAAUCGACCAGCAGUUCAUGUGGGGCGAGGCCCUUUUGAUGACUCCUGUCCUCGAACCGGGAGUUCUGUCCGUGGAGGGCUACUUUCCUGCGGGAAAGUGGUACGACUACCACACGGGUCGGGAAUUCUCCAACUACGAGAGGGGCCACUGGCAUCCCGUAUACUCACCGCUGUUCGACCCGAGCCGGCCAUGCAACUUACACGUUCGUGGCGGUUUCGUGAUCCCUAUGCAGGGACACGCCAACACCACCACCACCAGCCGGAGGAAUCCCAUGAAGCUCUUGGUAGCACUGAAUGCGUCUGGCGAAGCCAUUGGUGACCUUUACUGGGAUGACGGAGAGACCAGAGAUGCACAACUUCUGGAGGAAUACGUGUACCUGAAAUUCCGUGCAAUGAACAACACUCUGGAGAUCUGCAGCUACCAGUACAAGAAGCUGUUCAGCUCGACGUUCGAUGAGCUGGCCAUCAUGUCUGUUCGGGUGCUGGGCAUCCGCCGGAGGCCCGCCCGCGUCGAGCUGGACGGUUACUACCAGCUAUCGCGCAGGCAGUACAGAUGGCACCACAGCAACAAGGUGAUGGACUUGAAGCAGAUUCUCAUGCCCCUCAGGAAAAACACCACCGUCCGUUGGUUUAUGUCCUGACAACGGCCUAAAAGGCACCUCCACUACGACGCGGAUCACCGAACCGGCAGCGACCGUGCCCGCUUAUGAGAUAGCGAGGAGAAGUGGCCCGUGACGCCGUCCCCCCAAGAGGACAACGACGACGUGACUCGCAGUGUUCUGUUAGAUGUGUGCGGUGUACAGACUCUUGUGGCUGCAACCGAAAUGAAGAAAGAACGUUCUGCGAUUGUUCUAAGUCAGACUUGCCGUGAACCUUCCAGUGCUGUGUGAAACUGUCCGAGUGUAUACGUAUACACAUG